AUGGUGAGGUCACCAAUUCAAUGUGGUUGUGCAUUCUAUCAACCAGUAAUACGUGCUCGUAUUGUUGGCGGUAUCGAAAGUAUACCACAUUCAUGGCCAUGGAUUGUUAGUAUUCGUUUAGCGUCAACGAAUUCACCUUUUUGCGGUGGUUCACUUAUUACUGAUCGAUAUGUUCUUACUGCAGCUCAUUGUUUCUAUGAUGAUCUGAAAAAGCUUGGUGGUAAGAUGACUACAACAAUAAGAUCGAAAUAUCUUUUUGUAAUUGGUGCUCAUUAUUCAACAGAAAAAAAUACAUAUUUAAAUAGUCAUUUACGUUUAACAGCAAAUACAAUUAUAAUGCAUCCACAAUAUAAUACAAAUACAAAAAUAAAUGAUAUUGCUCUUGUUGAGCUAAGUCAAUCGAUUGAUUUAAUGGAUAAAUCAGUUGGUUUUAUAUGUUUACCAAUGGCAACAUUACGUUAUCCAAAAGCAUUUCCUCCUGAUCGAACAGAUGCUGUUGCAAUUGGAUGGGGACGUGUACGUGAAGAUUCAUUCGGUCGUGCUAGUAAUGUACUUUUACAAGUAGAAUUACCUGUUCAAUCACCUUAUAUUCGACCGUCAGAUUGUGCUGAUCAAAUCUAUGAUCCAGAAAAACAAUUUUGUGCUGGUUUCACACAAGGUGGAAGAGAUACUUGUCAAGGCGAUAGUGGUGGACCAUUGAUGUUAACUUAUAAUCAAACAUGGCAAAUCAUUGGAAUAACAAGCUAUGGUGAAGGAUGUGCAAGAGCUCAUAAACCAGGUGUAUAUACUCGUGUUAGUGUCUAUCGUGAUUGGAUUAAUUAUACAAUUAGUAAAAAUACAUUAGAUUAUGAUAUAGAACUAUUGAAUAUGCCAAAUAAUCUUGACAUGAAUAAUGAUUUAGAAAUAUGGUGGGAUACAGAUGUUGAUAAUCAUGCUAAAUAUUAUUUCGCACCAAUGACUAACCUAAUAUCUUUCUGUUUAUUUCUUUUAUUUUUCACGAAAUAUAAAUAA
Messenger RNA from Adineta steineri, 1011 nucleotides. Lineage: Eukaryota; Metazoa; Rotifera; Eurotatoria; Adinetida; Adinetidae. The record is from the annotation of a GenBank genome assembly.